Molecule: messenger RNA, 912 nt
Organism: Xyrichtys novacula (pearly razorfish)
Lineage: Eukaryota; Metazoa; Chordata; Actinopteri; Labriformes; Labridae
Source: the annotation of a GenBank genome assembly
AUGUUGGCAAUCCUCCGCAAACAUGGCCACAAUUUGCCCAAAGACGUCCGCACAUUAUUGCAGACUCCAUGUUUUGUGGACAGUAAAAAGAAAUGUGAUGGGGACUACAUUUACUAUGGAUUAGAGUCAGGUAUCCGCAAGUACCUUGAGCAGUGCCCAACUUUCACAGGAGCAGUCAUCUUGGACAUUAAUAUUGAUGGUGUUCCUCUGUUCAAAUCGAGUCAGAUGCAGCUUUGGCCAAUUUUGGCCAAAUUUGACAAGUCUGAGCCUUUCAUUGUGUCUCUCUUUUGUGGCAAUGGAAAACCUGAACCGGUAGAAGAUUAUCUACAGGAUUUUGUUCAGGAGUUGGUGGACCUUCAAGAAAAGGGCAUUGUUCAUGAAGGGAUCCAGCUUGAGUUCAAGAUUAAUGCCUUCAUAUGCGACUCUUCUGCAAGGGCUUUUGUUAAUUGCAUCAAAGGUCACAAUGCGUAUCAGGCAUGUGAACGCUGUGAAGCUUUGGCCAGCCAUGUUGACGGCAGGAUGGUGUACACAGACCACGCACCUUGUGAAAAACGAACUGAUGAAAGGUUUAAAACAGUUCAAUACACUUCCCACCAAAAAAAACCGACACCCCUCAUUAAGACUGGAGUCGGAUGUGUCAGUCAGUUUGUCUUGGACUACAUGCAUGUGGUUUGCCUAGGUGCAGUAAAGAGGCUUCUGACAUUUCUGAUUAAAGGUCCUGUUGAGUGCAAACUGCCCAGAAGCUCAGUUGAAGAACUCUCCAGCCGAUUAAUGGCACUGAGAGGGAAGAUGCCAUCAGAAUUUGCCAGGCAACCAAGAUCAUUAGUGGACCUGGAUCGGUGGAAAGCCACAGAAUUUCGGCAGUUCCUGCUCUACACGGGCCCAGUUGUGCUGAAAGACACUGUCAGAUGA